AUGGGUCCCGCCAGGGCUCGUUUCUCGUUUUCGGUCGACGUUGGCGGCUGGAACAACUACGCGCUGUCAUUCUUUGAAGCUUUGGCAAAGGGAUCGUUUACGUGCGCUACCAGCUUCUCAGUGUUUCCCGGCCUUGGCGACGUGACAAACGACAUCAACUACGCCCUAACGCCCUCAACGCAAAUAAAGGUGAAUUUUAGGUUGUUUACGUCCGUUACCAGCUCCCAAAGGUUCCCCGGCCUUUGCAAUGUCACCAACUACAUCAACUACACCCUGAUCAGCUUCAACGCAAAUUUCGUCCAGUUCCGUUUCAACGUUAAUGCCCUCAAUCCACCUUCCCAAAACCCAACACGAUGUAUUGACAUCCACCAACUCUGUGCAUUUAUGACGUUGUUACAUAAACAAACAACACGCUUUCCUUCUCUCUACCAAAAUGACGCGCUUCUUGCACGAAGAAUGUCACCGCUCUCUCUCAAGCCACCUAGAAAAAUGACACUCUCCUCACACAUCUGGGCCAACCUCCCACUCGAACUCAUCCGCGAAAUCCUACUCCACAUCGCCUCUUCCCUUCCCCAUCAAGCCCAUUCCCUCCGCCUAAUCUCCUCAGACGUGAACAUCCUCCUCCUCCGCUUCCUCUUCCGCCACCUCUCCUUCACGCUCCCAGAACACAUCUUCCGCUUCACAACCAUCAUCCUCCCAAAGCGCCGUCACUACAUCCCAGCCCUAAAAUCCAAACUACACACAUCCCCAAGACCACUCUCAUCAUACAACGUCGAUUCCCUCGUGCUAGUCGUAGACGACCGACGUCCGUCCAUGGAAACGGCGCUCGCCAGCGUCGGGCCUGUAUUUGGCGGAUUAACAAAGUUGGCGAUUACGGGGCAGAGUUUAUCUGCGAACGCGUAUUGGUUACGCCAGCACCCCAUUUACCCAAGGUUCAUGAUGAUAGUGCAUCAUGGUUCACCGCACCUUGUUAAUUUUCAUGAACCGGUUUUGAAGGGCGUCACGCACCUUUAUACCUCCAUCACGCAUGGCCAUCGCUUUUCGAGUGUUGCGGACGUUCCGGGGCUUACGCACCUUGCCGUUCACGCGCGUGUGGGGUUGUCGGCGGAUACGGCGGCAAAGGUUGCGUAUUCCCUACAAACAAUCUUGGAUACCUGUCCAAAGCUGGAAUGUCUCGUUCUCAGUCUAAACGCAGAUUCCCUGCGUGAUCCACAUCUAGAAAUGUGGGACUACGUCCUUGAAAAAUGUCUCGCGGACACGAGGUUCAUCCUCCUGCCGUACUACCGACUCCCGCGUGUUGAAUGGGGUGAUAUUGUUAAGGGUGAGGGGAGUAUUUGGGCGAGGGCGAAGGAGUGGGUUAAGAUGGAGAGGGAGGAGGUUAGGGAGAUGACGAUGGUUGCUGUUGAGCGGGAGAGGAGUAUGCUUCCGUGUUUGAAGCACCCUAAAGAGGGCGAGUGGGAGAUUGAUUUGGUGCAGAGGGAUGAUUAUUGGCCCAGGGAUGAGAACCCGGAUGCGGUGGGGGAGAUGGAGUGGUUGGCUAGGGCGAGGUGA
Laccaria bicolor S238N-H82 is the source of this 1551-nucleotide messenger RNA. RefSeq lists its product as uncharacterized. The record is from RefSeq and is a predicted model, not a curated record. Lineage: Eukaryota; Fungi; Basidiomycota; Agaricomycetes; Agaricales; Hydnangiaceae. The transcript has 7 exons. The coding region runs from base 1 to 1551 and encodes 516 amino acids.